AUGCUAUCGGACAUAUCCAGAUUGUUUGAUCCUUUAGGCCUCUUAGGACCUUUGAUAAUCACAGCGAAGAUGUUCUUGCAGAAGUUGUGGAUUUUGAGAAUUGAUUGGGACGAUGAAGUUCCCUUACACUUAAAUAGAGAGUGGGAAAAAUUUAGUUCUGAAUUGAGUCAAUUGAAAAAUGUAAACAUAGAUCGUCAUGUGUUAUGUUCUGAAGUUCUGAAAGUAGACUUGAUAGGCUUCGGAGAUGCUUCGAAAAAUGCAUACGGUUGUGCUGUCUACACCAGGUCUUUGUCAAGGUCUGGUGAGAUAAAGGUGUCACUCUUAUGCAGCAAAUCUCGAGUGGCUCCCAUCAAAGAAAUUAGUAUCCCACGUUUGGAGCUGUGUGCAGCGGAUUUGCUUUCCAAGCUUACCGUUAAGGUUCUGUCAUCCUUGCAACUAGACAUUGAUAGAGUACAUUUGUACUUGGACUCCACUGUGGUGCUUGCUUGGAUCAAAACUCCAUAUACAUCGUUGAAAACUUUUGUGGCUAAUCGAGUCGCUAGGAUUCAAGAGUAUACUAAGAACUUCCAAUGGCAUUAUGUAAAUACUGCUGAGAAUCCUGCGGACUUGAUAUCACGAGGAGUUUUCCCUUCAAAGAUCCAACAGUUGGACAUUUGGUGGAAUGGACCGUCUUUUCUUUCAUCUAGUAGCUGUCCAAACUUCAAUGACGAUCCUGGUGUCUCAGAUGAUGAAUAUCUUCUUGAGGUUUGUCAAGAACCUAAAAGAAGCAGUGAAGACAACAGGUCCACUGAAUGCUGA
Messenger RNA from Argiope bruennichi, 798 nucleotides. RefSeq lists its product as uncharacterized. The record is from RefSeq and is a predicted model, not a curated record. Bases 1 to 798 code for a protein of 265 amino acids. NCBI's taxonomy places the organism in Eukaryota, Metazoa, Arthropoda, Arachnida, Araneae, Araneidae. The transcript has 2 exons.